CAUCACGGCGCAUGCGCAGUAGCGUUGCUUACCUUCAGUGAAGACAGUAAUCGAGAAGCAGCGAGUUAAACUUCCGUGACAGCUUCACAUGUCACGAAAAUAACAUAGACAGGAAGUCCCCAGAACUAGAGUACUUAGGCCAGUUGACCACGUAACUAUAUAUAGAAGAAAACGAUCCGAUGAGAGAAAAGCUGUAAAUCUAGAGAAAUCACCAACCACCAUGUUGAGUUGUAUCGUAAUUGCUGCCGUGAUUGGCAUGGCUGUGUCUGCGCAGGAGCCCCCAAACUGUGCGUGGAAGCCCCGGGCCACAGUGAACGGCAUGUCAUGCUGCCUACGAGACUCUAUCCCAGGAUGCAGGUGUAUGAACCCACCUGAGGAAAUCCCGGCCGACUCUGGCGCCCCUCUCUGUGGCCGGUCAGGUGGCGGCUGUCCUGCCCUGCAUCCACUGAUGGCUGUCGGGAUAUGUGCAGAAAUGUGUUCUAAUCAUGCUGAUUGUUCCAAAGGACAGCUGUGCUGCAGCAAUGGCUGUGGUCACGUGUGUAAAGACCCAGAGCCCAUAGUGACAGUUGACAACUACGACUGCCCUGACAUCCGCUGUCAGCAAGAUCUGGGCUGCGACGGAAGCAGCCUGAAGAGAGACAGCAAUGGCUGUCCAAUGUGCGAGUGUCAGAGUGAGGAAACGACCACUGUCGCCAGUGUGGACAAAACUUGUGUUGGAGGCAUGGUGUGGAAAGAGUGUGGAUCUCCCUGCACACGGACAUGCUCUGAACCCAGCCCGAUGUGCAUAGAGAUGUGUGCGCCGAAAUGCGAGUGUCCCAACGGGCAGGUGUGGCACGAGAAGAAAGAGCAGUGUGUGGACAUGGCAGAGUGCAGUACAUCAGUGUGUACUGGGGGUCAAGAGUGGUUCGAGUGUGGAAUGAGUUGCACCGCGACGUGCGAUGAACCAAAUCCCAUUUGUAACAGGAUGUGUGCUGCGCGAUGCCAGUGCCCAGGCAGCAAACCUAUUUUCCACGAUGGCGUGUGUAAGGAGCUGAAGGACUGCCCAGUUACAGAGCCUGAACCUGCGGACCAGUGUCCCGAAGGCUGCCCCAAAGGCCAGACAUGUCAACAACAACAGGUUCAGUGUAUCAGAGCCCCUUGUCCUAUGAUGUGGACCUGUCUACCUGAGCCUGAGAUGCCAUGCGCCAUGCCAAUGUGUGCAACUCGCUGCGAGUAUGGGUACGCACUGGAUGCACGCGGGUGCAUGACAUGCGACUGUCGCAGCACGCCCCAAAGCAACUGCCCAGUGGAGCUGUGCGCAGACAGCUGCGGGUACACCACCGACGAGUACGGCUGUAAGAAAUGCACGCCCUGCACCGAGUGCCCAAUGCUCAAGUGCAUGCCGUGCAAGUAUGGUUACGAGAUGGAUGAAAACGGCUGCCAGACAUGUGAUUGUCUUCAGACUCCGCGCCGCCAUCUUUGCCCCAUGGUGAUGUGUGCCAAUCAUUGCCCAUUCGGUCGUCGUGAGAUGGAUACCUUGAAGCACUGUACUGGCUGUGAGUGUGCAGGCCUUGACAUGUACGGGCUGAUUGGAGUGACCCUGGGUGGAGCCGUUCUCAUAGCCAUUUUAGUGAUUGUGACGGUGUGCUGCUGUAGAACAGCCAGGAAGAGACAAGGCAAGUACAACAUGAUUGUUGCAGCCAUGACCAAGCAGCCUGCCUAUGAGAAGAUGCGGGAGAACAGCGUCUCUUUCAAGGCAUCUGUUCCCAAGGAUGGAAGUGAGGCUGACAUCACCGUCAAAAAACCAGUCAGUGUCUAACAUAUCAGACAGUUUUCAGUGCAGCAUGUCAGUGCUUAUGCCAUCAAUUUUAGAAAAUGAAGAUAAAACAUUUUCAAGGGUCAAAAAUGGCAGAGAGCAGGGUAGUGUAAAUAUAAUCAAAUUGUAAAUAACCAAAGCAUUACAAACAUAAAAAGAUUUAUUCAGCUCAAGUUGGUCCUCGGUUCAGUUGAAAACAAAUUGAUCACAUGAAAAUGCUCAUUCAAUCUUUACCACAAUUGUGGCAGUCUUUACUACAAUUGUGGGAACAGUGUUCACUUUUACCUGCUGAGGGCAGUUCUUUAAAAUGAUAACUUUGAUUAAUUUUGGAAAUGGGAGUCAUGCUGACAAACUCUGUCAUGUUCCACCAUAUAUGCCAAAUGGUAGUCUUUAAGAACAUGCUUUUUUCUUCACAAAGGAUCUAAUGCGUAUAAAUACCUUAGAGUGCUUGUUCAAGUUUGGUACUUAAAUAUGUUGUAAAAUGAAAAGCAAUACACCAAAGGUUUACACAUAACUGAAAGACCAGUUAGUGUUUUAAAUAGCAUUUCUCUUCUGCAUUGCUUUGGUACAGUAAUUACUGCCAUAAAAUGUAUUUGUAAACUAAUAAUGCUUUAUGCAAGAUCAUAUAUUCAAGAUAUUCAUACUUUUAUAGCACAAACUGCUUGAAUAACAUAAUGAAGAUUAUUUCUGCAAUGAUAUACAUUCAAGAUAUUCAUUCUUUUAUAUGUUAUGUACUUCACUUCCGUUAUGUGUAAAAGAUCAUGCAUUAUAUUAUUAUUAUUAAUAUGGCUAACUUUUUACGUGUAGCAUUCCAGCGAGGGGAAUUAGGGUGAAGGUAUUUUUGUACUAGGGCAAUUAUAUUUGUUAAAUAAUGCAAAGUGCACCAAAGCCUUUCCUUGAGGAGUCAAAAUAUUGCUUUUCUAAGUAAUCUUAAGUUUUUUACUACAUUAUUAUGGUUAUCUUUAUAAUUAUUUAUUUAUUAUAUUUCAGUUCCAAUUUUUUUCUUUGUUCCUUAACCCCUUCUUUAUUUAAAAACAUAUUGAUUUAAUCUCCUAUUUAUUGGGAACCACCACUUGUUGAGAUGAAAAGUUCGACCAAGAAGAAAUUGUGUCUAAUAUUCUGAUACAGUCUUAAUUUUCAUGGAAGUCAAGGUCAAGAGGUCAUGGUACAAAAGUCAAGGUUGGAUCGACAGGGCCACAACUUAUGUAGGGCGUUUAGUAGUAAGUUCAGUGUAACUUUCACACUGGCCUUUGCUGUGCUAAAUGAGAGAAAAUCUGCUAAGUUUUCAUCUAAUAAGGUUGACAGAGCCCGGUGCUAAAGAUAAGGAAGUAUAACUGUGAUAUUUAUUUGUUAGAAAGUGGUUCUAGGAGGGGCUGUGGCAAAAUGGUUGUUUGUAUUAACAUAUUUACUGGAAUCUCAUCUACAGAAUUCCUUAUCUGUGUAUUACAUGUCCUGUAUGGGGUUAAAGGGUUAAGGUGAUUUCAGAUAUUAUGUGUAUUUCUUUUUCUCAGUCUCUCUAAUAUGUGAAGAAAUAAAAUUAAUACGACUGAGUCACUUGCCUAGUAACAAAUGUACAUUUUAAUACUUUAUUUGUUGUAAACAUAAUCCGCAUAUGCUGUAAACACUGCUUAAAAUGAAAUAAAAUUGGAUUUUUUCCAGA
Lingula anatina is the source of this 3455-nucleotide messenger RNA. Its product is annotated as kielin/chordin-like protein. Gene Ontology annotation, molecular function: serine-type endopeptidase inhibitor activity. Lineage: Eukaryota; Metazoa; Brachiopoda; Lingulata; Lingulida; Lingulidae. The record is from RefSeq and is a predicted model, not a curated record. Gene Ontology annotation, cellular component: extracellular region.